This is a messenger RNA of Cucurbita maxima (winter squash), 1371 nucleotides long. RefSeq names its product probable membrane-associated kinase regulator 5. NCBI's taxonomy places the organism in Eukaryota, Viridiplantae, Streptophyta, Magnoliopsida, Cucurbitales, Cucurbitaceae. Gene Ontology annotation, cellular component: plasma membrane. The transcript has 2 exons. The coding region runs from base 97 to 1026 and encodes 309 amino acids. The record is from RefSeq and is a predicted model, not a curated record.
UGUUCGCCGGCCUUUCUCCUCCACACGCGGCAGUUCUAUAAAACCCUUCAAACCCCCAGCACUCUUAUCUGUCUUUCUCCUAAUCCCCUCUCCGCCAUGGAAGCUCUCGACUUCGUUAAGCUCCAUAAUCUCUAUGCCCAUUUUUCCUCCAUUGUUGAAACUGCAUAUAAUCUGAAUCGUUCUCAUUUUCAUGGCGACAAUCACGAUGAAGAUUCAUUCUUCGAUUUGGAUUUCGUCUCUCUUCCAACAUCAGAAACCGGCAAAUCUCCCGACGAGAAGAAUCUCACACGCUCCAGCGAAAACGAACUCUGUUUCACUCAACGGAAUCUUCUUCUCUCCCAAUCUGAUCUCAUCUCCAAACGAAAAAUCCUUCCGAUUGAACUCAGUUCGAAGCCAGAGUCUCCUGUUUCAGUUUCGGUUCUAAAAUCGGCACCUAGACUCUCAAUUUCCUUGUUCAAGAAGCCGAAAUUAAUGGCGAAACAAAAGACGGACGAAACAGAGCCGUCGUCACUCAAAUUACAGAGCACAGAGAGCAAACGAUUCGCCUUCAAACUGAACAGACUUAACAGUUCCAGAAACAAUAAUCGAAUUGAUGCAUCUGAGCGUCAAUCGAAGAGAUUCUCCGGAGAAGGAAUACAGAAGUAUCUGAAAUUAAUCAAGCCUCUGUACGUGAAAGUUUCGAGGAAACAAAACUACAGAUCGUCGCCGGUAUCUUCACCGGUGACAUCAAUUGAUGAGAAGCAGAGGAAUAUUGCGAUAGGCAUUCGAGUGGUUUGUAGGCGUCUAGGGAGGAGUAAAUCAUCAUCAUCGGCGACUGGAAUGGCCGUAUCGCCAACAAAUCGGCGAGACGAUUCGCUUUUGCAGCAAGACGACGGGAUUGAGAGCGCCAUUUUGCACUGCAAGAGGUCUUUCAGCGCUAGCAGAGAUGAUGUUGAUGGAACUUGUGACGAUAACCUGUCCGGGACUGGCGAUUUGCAGAAGCAGAAGACGGGAACAGAUGCUUUCUCAGAAGCCAAACAAGGCUAACAGCGUUGAAGAGAGAGAGAGAUUGUGUGUGUGAAAGUUUUUCGGGUUUAGCUGUAAAAAGAUGAAAAAAUCUUAGAAUACACUAUCAGUUGUCAUGAGGUUUUUGAGAAGCAGAAACUGAAAGCAAAGCCACGAGAGCUUAUCAUACCAUUGUGGUGUGCGAAAGUUUUUCGGGUUUAGCCAUAAAAAGAUGAAAAAAUCAAACUGAAUUAGACAGUGCAUGACAGUUUUCGUUUUUUCUUUUCUUAGAAAACGAUAAACAGUGACUCGGUGAGUCUUGUAGUGGCUGACUCGCUCCGUCGUGUAUUUACUAAAUAAUAUUUAAAAUUCAUGAUUUCUAUUUUC